Messenger RNA from Manihot esculenta (cassava), 1485 nucleotides. RefSeq names its product putative UPF0481 protein At3g02645. The coding region runs from base 1 to 1485 and encodes 494 amino acids. The record is from RefSeq and is a predicted model, not a curated record. Lineage: Eukaryota; Viridiplantae; Streptophyta; Magnoliopsida; Malpighiales; Euphorbiaceae. The transcript has a single exon.
AUGGGUACACAGACAGAUUCUGUUCUCAGUCUAUACUCCAAUGAAGAAAAUUGGAUAAUCAUGAUGAAGAUGCUACUCAACAAGGAGGAACUUGUCUGUGACAUUGACAAUCCUCCAUACUGUAUCAGUAAAGCUCCCAAAGCUAUAAGGUCCAUCAAGGAAGAAGCUGUUGUUCCUCAAAGAAUUGCUAUAGGACCUUACCAUCAUUUCAAAUCUAAUCUCUACAAGAUGGAGAAAUGCAAGCUUGAACAUGUUAAGGUUGCUCAUCAGCAUCUGCAACUCCCUAGCUUCGAGCUUCUCGUUGAUCAUUUUCAGACAAAUGCGACACGACUUCGUGGUUAUUACCAGGAGGUUUUGGACGUAAGCGAUGAUACCUUGUCAUGGAUAAUGGUAAUUGAUGGUCUGUUCUUGCUGCAGUUGAUCUGUAAUGAAGAUCCUUUGGAGUUUGUUGAUUCAUCAGGAAGAAGCGUUACCAUGGAAACCAUCUUAAGAGAUGUGAUAAUGCUUGAGAAUCAGAUCCCAUUCUUUGUUUUAGAGAAUCUUCUUGCCGAAUCCAAUCAUGCAACAAAAAUCCCGUCUUUAUUUACUUUGGCAAUGAAGUUUCUUCCAAAAAUUUCUCCAAUGGAGCUGCAAGGGAUUUUCAUGGAGGAGAGGCAUGGGAAUGCUUUGCAUUUGCUGGAUUUUGUGUACAAUUUAGUUUGUGUUGGAGGGUCCCCAGUCCCAUCAACCACACUUGAUUUUGCAGUAGAAACGAUAAGCUUGACUGUUUGGAGUACACUCUGGAAUACGGUUAAAACUCUAAACUUUAGCUUCUUAGCCCUCCCUGUUAAAAUCAUAGAUUCGACUCUGAAUGUCCUUGCAUCUAUGGGAAUCUCCUUCUCUUUACAAAUCGUAGAGGAGAAGGCUUUGAUUCCGACAGCUUCAGAGUUGUCCAAAGUCAAGGUUAAGCUCAGCAACACUGCCUAUGGCAUCAGAACCAUCCAUUUCAGCCACGCUGACACAACUCUUCACCUUCCAAAGCUUACUAUGAACAUUAAUUCAGGAACCACAAUCGGAAAUUUACUAGCAUAUGAAGCUGUGGCGAAGCCUGAGACUCCAAAUUUUGCACGUUACAUGCAAAUGAUGGCAGCAAUGGUUCACACUGGUGAGGAUCUAGAGCUGCUAAAAAGUCAGAAUAUUUUGAAGCAUGAAGGAGAGAGUGGUAAUGUUGUAAAGCUGUUUAAUGGGUUGAGACAUGUUCUGAUUCCUGAAGGUCAGUCAGAUUUAGAUUUUUGUAUAAAAAAUAUUAAUGACUAUUAUAAUAGCAGGGGGAAGAUAAGGGUAAAAAACUUCAUAAAGCAGCUUGCUCAUUCUUCAUGGAGGGCUCUCACAGUUCUUGCCAUCAUCUUGGUCUUGGCGCUGAUGGCUCUUCAGAAUUUCUGCUCAAUCUAUAGCUGCCAAGGACUAUUUAUGGCAAGCAAGAACAACUUGAUCUCUUCCUUUUAG